Larimichthys crocea (large yellow croaker) is the source of this 1664-nucleotide messenger RNA. Its product is annotated as angiopoietin-related protein 4. The transcript has 7 exons. Gene Ontology annotation, molecular function: enzyme inhibitor activity. Bases 84 to 1391 code for a protein of 435 amino acids. Lineage: Eukaryota; Metazoa; Chordata; Actinopteri; Sciaenidae. Gene Ontology annotation, biological process: triglyceride homeostasis. The record is from RefSeq and is a predicted model, not a curated record.
ACCGUCACAGUGCCAUUCAGCAGCAGACAAGACAGACAGACACAUCACAGCUUUCAUACUGAACACACUGAGAAGACACAAAGAUGAAGAUGCCACAGCUUCUCAUCCUCCUGGUGACCAUUUUGGUGCACGUAGCAGCCGGUUUCCCUUUCCAGAGCCAGAGCAAACAUGCCUCCUGGGACGACGUGAACGUGGUGGCUCAUGGCCUUCUCCAGCUGGGCCAGGGUCUGAAGGAGCACGUGGACAAGACCAAAGCCCAGAUGAGAGACGUCAACGCCAAACUGAAGGCCUUCAACACCACUGUAACUGAACUGCAGGGGAAGCAGCAGGAGCAAGAAGAAGCUCUGAAGGCAGCACAGCUGACUGAGGAGGUGAGGGUGAAAGUGGAGGAGGUGAGGAGGCAGAAUGAGGACAUCCACUCCAGGAUGGACAGACUGGAGGAGAAGGUGGAUGAGGUGCAAAUUGUGGACAGCAACAACAGCGAUCACACAGGAGUCCCAUUUAUCCAGAGGCUGGUGAUGGCUCAGAACAGACGCAUCGAUCAGCUGGUGGACAAAAUCAAGCAGCAACAAGACAAACUGGAAAAGCAGAGCAUGCACCUACAAGUACUGCAGAGCAAGGUUGCACAUAAGAGAGUGAAAUCACACAGACGGAGAGAUGAAGAGACGGCCCAGAGAGGAGAGGCAGAGCGCAGCGAGAGCACAUCAGGUUUGGCCAAAGACUGUCACGAUCUGUUUGUACAAGGGCAGCGAGCCAGCGGCGUCUACACAAUCCAACCAGAGAGCUCCCAGCCCUUCAACGUCCUCUGUGAAAUGACUGCAGAAGGUGGAUGGACCGUCAUCCAGAAACGUCAUGAUGGAUCCCAGAACUUCAAUCAACUGUGGGAAACCUAUAAGAGAGGCUUCGGCAGCCUCAAUGGCGAGUUUUGGUUGGGCUUGGAGAACAUCCACUCUCUGUCCAAACAAGGCCAGUACAUCCUGCAGGUUGAGCUGGUCUCUGGUCAGGCCGGAGAGCAGCAGCAGCAGGCGGCUCAAUAUCACUUCCAACUUGACGGAGAAGAGAAGAAGUUCACUCUCCACCUGCAGGAGGAGUCUUCAUCUGGAGAUCAGGAGAAAAUAAUGACGACUGGCACCACUGGUCUUCCCUUCUCCACAGCAGACAGAGACAACGACCUUGCUGCAGACAUUAACUGUGCUGAACAGCUCUCAGGUGGUUGGUGGUUCAGUAGCUGUGGUGAGUCGAACCUUAAUGGCAAAUAUCCCAGAAGGCCAAGCACACUCAGACGACAUCAGUCCAGAAGACAGGGGAUGUUUUGGACGUCCACAAAGGGACCAAACAAGUCUGUGAAGACCACGCUGAUGAAGAUCGCACCCACCACAAUAAAACAAUAAGACACAAAGGAUCAAAGACAAUAUUAACUCAAUGCACAUUAAUGAUCCUAAUCACUCAGUGGAUCAUCACAUUUCUAUGCUAUGCUAUACAAUGACUCAUUUUGUCAUAUUGACAGUUUGAACUUUAUUCCCUUUAAAAGGGUUUUACUUUGUCUUAUUUUGUAAUACUGUGUUUUUAAAUCCUUCUAGUUUAAUAAUGUAUAGUGUGUUUGUUAUUUCCAAUGUCUUUGUACAGAUUUUUAUAUGAAGUGGAUGAAAAUAAAAGUUUUCAAA